AUGCGAAUCGAGGAGCUUCCGGGCGAUCCGGGUGGAGGACGAGGUGGAGAGGGCGGGGAGGAUGAGCUGCUGCUGCCGCGUCGCGAGGAUGGCGACGCGGCGGAGGGCGAGAGUGGAGUGGUGAUGCGGGUGGCCGUCGACGCGAAGCGCGCGGCGGUGGGUGUCGGCGCUCGGAUGCUUUUCUAUCCGACGCUUGUGUACAACGUCGUUAGGAAUCGGUUCGAGGAGCACUUCCACUGGUGGGAUCAGAUCGAUGAGCAUGUCCUGCUGGGUGCUGUUCCAUUCCCUAGCGAUGUUCUCCGGCUAAAGGCGCUUGGAGUUUGUGGUGUGGUGACACUUAAUGAAUCGUACGAGAGGCUUGUUCCCACAUCCCUCUACGAGGCUCAUGGAAUCGAAAACCUGGUGCUACCAACAAGGGAUUACCUUUAUGCGCCUUCAUUUGUUAACCUUUGCGAAGCUGCUGACUUCAUCCACAGAAACGCUUCAUGUGGGAAAUUGACGUAUGUGCACUGCAAAGCUGGACGAGGACGUAGCACUACGGUUGUCAUUUGCUAUUUGGUGCAAUAUAAAAAUAUGACUCCUGCUGAAGCUUACGAACAUGUCCGCUUGCGUCGGCCUAGGGUAUUAUUAGCUCCUGCACAGUGGCAAGCUGUGCAAGAGUUCUAUCAACUAAGAGUGAAGAAAACUGGGAGAUCUAGUCGCCUGGACAAUGCUUUAAUCAAGCCACCAUUGUUCCUUGCCACUCACAACCUUGUUGCCUUUGACGAUAGCGCAUUUGUGUUGGUCUCAGAAUCAGACCUCGAAGGGUAUAAUGCGGAUGCACUGGCACUUAACAUGGGCAGUGGAUUGUGGGAGGUAAGCUUGAUAUACCGUGUCCAGUUUGCGAGCAAGGCAGCUUUUGCUGGGUUUUCGUAUCUGUGGCUUCGAUGUCGUGCCUGCAAGGAGGCUCUACCUGAGAAUGUGGGGAGAGAGAGCUGCUCUCUUGAGGUUGAGCAGCUAACAACUGGUCAUCCCUGUCUACUACAAGGUGUCGUGGUUAAUCCAUGA
Miscanthus lutarioriparius is the source of this 1047-nucleotide messenger RNA. The record is from the annotation of a GenBank genome assembly. Lineage: Eukaryota; Viridiplantae; Streptophyta; Magnoliopsida; Poales; Poaceae.